CGGACUGCUACUGUUGUCAUGUCAGGUGAAAUACGCCGGUCAGAGCACACCAGUUUAGGGAUGUCUGAGCGAUAAACGAUGAUCUAGACAGCUUUUGUUUUUAACAGCCCGUCUACUACGAAAUAAAAACUGUUACGUACUGUACGAUCGUGAGACGAGGUGCGCGUAUGUACAUAUUUUUUGCGUGAAUGAAAAACGGUGCUACACAGAAACCGUCGCCCGAGGAACUAAUAUCAUCUGUAAUGCUACGUGUGGAGGUCGCAUGCAACGGUGCUCGACUGUUCUAAACCAUCGAUUUCUAAUGGAAUAUUAAGGAGUAUCCAGGAGCGUUCAUGGAACCAGGCUGACCGUAUUCGGAUUCGAUUCUAUGGUACUGUGCAUGAUACACCGUGUGACUUGAGAGGUCGCCCGAGAGAUUUUACAUUCAAGAUCUCAGCUGUGUUUUAAAAUCCCUGAAUGAUAUUUGGGAUAACAACUGCAUCUCCAUCGAACUCCAUUGUUGUGGGUGGAAUACUCUUUUCAGUUACAGAGAUCACAUGCGACAUACAGGGUAUAUAUACCCGGUACACAUAAAAACAGCUUAGAUAUACACUAUAGACUUCUACGACACAGACAGUCUACACUAUAGCUAGCUAAUACAGCAGCUAAGACCGCUUCCGUUUGGUUGAAAACCCUAGCGUGACAAAAAUGACCAGUGCUUCAGGGUACACGCUGUGGUUUCGCCUUCUGUUGUUAUUGAUGACAUCAUACUGGGGCCAAGGCAGUCAGUUGUACAGGUGCCCGAGUGGCCUGGCUUACACAGUUUAUACCUAUGGCCAUAAAUGCUACCAGUUUGUCAACAUGGAGAGAUACUGGGGCGAGGCCCAGAGCUACUGCAGUUAUAGCGGGGGGAUGCUGGUGGAGAUAUACGACCAAAGUACCAUGGACUUCAUUAGGAGCCGGUUAAACGGUUUGGGGCAUUGGGACAAUAACGGGGUGUGGUUUGGGGCGCACGACAUGCAUAGCGAAGGUUCUUGGCAGUGGAAUUCUGGGGCCACGUGGUCGUACACCAACUGGGGUCCGAACGAGCCCCAUGGUUACUGGCCUGCCUACCGCGUCAACGACUGCGGGGUGCUGAGAAGAGAACACAACUGGCGCUGGGGAACAUACCCAUGUAAUACCCUAAGCUACCACUACAAGUUCAUCUGUAUGUACAAUAUGUCGCCACCUACAACAACAACUACAACCUCUACA
Lingula anatina is the source of this 1233-nucleotide messenger RNA. RefSeq lists its product as uncharacterized. Lineage: Eukaryota; Metazoa; Brachiopoda; Lingulata; Lingulida; Lingulidae. The record is from RefSeq and is a predicted model, not a curated record.